ACCUGUCUACUUUCGUCACUCAAUCUCGGCUUCCUUACACAGGAUUCUAGUUUCUCAAGAUGAUCUCGGCCUUGGAGCCGUGAGCUCCUUCUUGUCGGCCAAGAAUGUGAAUGACAACGUAUGUUUUAAAGUUUUCUGUCUGAAUAUAUCCUUCCUGACUUGGUGGACCCCUACCCUCAGUCCCUGGAGCGAGACUGGUUUAAAGAUCAAUGCUGUGUGCAAGCGCCAGCAUUCAUCGCGGCUUCGUGAAAACCCGAAACUGCUGGAGGGAAGGAGACGCAUUUCCCCUCCAGGCCAGGAACAACCAGAAGGCCUGUUCUUUGCCGGUCAUGUCCUCCGUGGGAACUGCUGAGCCGGACGGGGACCAGAGGGACAGACAUGUCAGCAAGCUCAUCUUCUUCCUCUUUGUCUUGGGUGCAGUCCUGCUGUGUGUGGGGGUCCUACUCUCCAUCUUUGGGUACCAGGCAUGCCAACAUAAGCCUCUCUCACACUGCAGCAUGGUGCUAAAGAUUGCUGGGCCUUCGUGUGCAGUGAUGGGGCUGGGAGCUGUGAUUCUGGCUCGGUCCCGGGCACGCCUGCGUCUGCGGGAGGGACAGCGGCGAGGCCAGCAGGACCCCGACCAAUCCUUCUUCUGUGGAGAGAGCCGCCAGUUUGCCCAGUGCCUCAUCUUUGGGUUCCUGUUCCUGACCAGCGGCAUGCUCAUCAGCAUCCUGGGCAUUUGGGUGCCUGGGUGUGGCUCAGACUGGGCACCGGAGCCACUGAAUGAGACGGACACCGGAGAGACAGAGCCCCAGAUCUGUGGCUUCCUUUCGCUGCAGAUCAUGGGGCCUCUGAUCGUGCUUGUGGGAUUGUGUUUCUUCGUGGUGGCCCAUGUUAAGAAGAAAAACAACCUGAGUUCAAGCCGAGAGAGCUCUGAAAUGGAGGGUGGGCACACCCUGAGCACGGAGCCUGUCCACAUCACUGUAGGUGACUCAGUGAUAAUAUUCCCGCCCCCUCCGCCACCUUACUUUCCUGAGCCUUCAGCAGGGACUCCAUCUCCUGGGGCUCACGGCUCACACCAGGUUGAAAACCCACCUUCCUAUUCCAGUCUUUUUAACCACAGCAGGAUCCCGGCUCCUGAGGGCCAGGGCACAGCCUCUGAGAGAGAACGGGAACUCAUAUUCACCAUUUCUGGGUCGGGUUCAUCCUCUGAGAGCUCACGUACGGGACAUCUUCCACUGGAUUUGCCCCCUAGAUAUGAAGAGAAAGAAACUGCCCCAGCCACGCCCUUGGCUGAGCCUUCUGAGCCAUCCUGACCAUGAACUAUGGACUCCAGCACAGUUUUAUAUAUGUCAUAGAUUACUAUUUUGUUUAAUUUGUUUUUUUAAUAAAAAAAUACAGUAACA
Molecule: messenger RNA, 1385 nt
Organism: Meriones unguiculatus (Mongolian gerbil)
Lineage: Eukaryota; Metazoa; Chordata; Mammalia; Rodentia; Muridae
Gene: Tmem171
Product: transmembrane protein 171
Exons: 4
Coding region: 210-1295 (361 amino acids)
Source: RefSeq, a predicted model, not a curated record